Messenger RNA from Toxotes jaculatrix (banded archerfish), 945 nucleotides. RefSeq names its product odorant receptor 131-2-like. The coding region runs from base 1 to 945 and encodes 314 amino acids. NCBI's taxonomy places the organism in Eukaryota, Metazoa, Chordata, Actinopteri, Toxotidae. Gene Ontology annotation, molecular function: G protein-coupled receptor activity. Gene Ontology annotation, cellular component: membrane. The record is from RefSeq and is a predicted model, not a curated record. The transcript has a single exon. Gene Ontology annotation, biological process: G protein-coupled receptor signaling pathway.
AUGGCAGAUAACGACUCGGCUGCUGGUGGCGAGUCCUUGCGGUGGCAGUUCAGUGACCGGGUUCUUAUAGUGCAGUUUCUGGUAAUGAUUUUCCUUUGCAUCAACUUCUUGCUCAUUGUGACCAUUUUUUCAAAGGUGUAUUUCUACACAACAAUGCGCUACAUCUUAUUUGCUGUUACACUACUGUCUGAUAGCCUGAUACUACUCAUGUCUGAUAGCCUUCUCAUCUUGAGCUAUUUUGGUUUCACUAUGCAAAUUGGCUUGUGUGUCAUUAUCUAUAUUAUUUUAGUUCUAUUCACUUUUGUAACACCAGUUACUCUGACAGCAAUGACUGUGGAGCGCUAUGUGGCCAUUUGCAUGCCCCUGCGCCAUGGAGAGCUGUGCUCCACACAUAGCACUUUGCACUGUAUCCUCAUCAUUCAUGGCCUCAGCUCUGUACCAAUCAUUGUCAUUCUCUCUGUCUUCUUUGCAUCAGCCCCACAGAGCUUGUUUACCCAAUACAGCAUAUGCUCCAUGGACAAGUUUGUCUUUCUCCGAUGGCAGGAUAAUGUUAAAUUAGGUGUGUAUCAGUGCUACUUCCUAAUCAUGUCUGCCACCAUCAUUUUUGCCUACAUUGAAAUAAUGAAAGUGGCCAAAGAUGCGUCAAGAGAGGAUAAAAAGUCAACAUGGAAAGGGCUCAGAACAGUUCUUCUUCAUGGUUUCCAGUUGCUUCUCUGUCUCAUCCAGCUGUGGUGUCCAUUCAUAGAAACUGCUGUACUUAGGAUUAACUUCAGGUUAUUCAUUGAUGUCAGGUACUUUAAUUACAUAAUGUUUUUUCUUUCUCCAAGAUGUCUGAGUCCUCUCAUAUAUGGGCUCAGAGAUGAAAAGUUUGUUCUUGCAUUGAAACACAAUGUCCCUUUUGGAUUUCACUGCGUAAAAAAUAAUGUGCAGAUUUCUUUUGUUUGA